CUUUUAUUAGGCAAAAGCAGAAUUAUCAAGUUGCUGACCUUUUAGGCCAACGACUUGACAACCUCCACAGGGGUAUUAAUAAUGGAUCAGCCUGUUUCCUUGAAAAGGAGGGAUCCUACUAAAAGGGGAGAUUGCUUUUAGUGAAAUUACUUUUGCAGGUUUCAUGAAUGAAGUGAUCAUUUUCACCCUUCGGAGAGAAAAUCCCUACCACCUAAGCAUUAUCUCCAUCAACACCCCGCAUUGGAAUUGUUGAAGAAAACUACAUCCAUAUGCCCAAAUCUCUCUCUCUCUCAUUAACAAACAAAUGUGCCCACCAGAAUCUCUCUUUAUCGAAGAUAUAGGGGCCACCUCACUUACCACUCUCUCUCUCCCUCCCUCCCUCCCUUAAACAUAUGUUUCUGUCUUCAUACUCCAAAAUGAACAUCUCAUCUCCACCUUCUAGUCCGCUCUUCCCCACGUCUGUUUCUCUCCCUCUCCUACCACCGUUUCUACCUUCUUCUUUACUUCUACUCUUUCUCUUCCCUUGUUCACUUUAGAUCAAAAUUAACCCAAAAAAGAAAAACAGAAAAAAACCUCUUCCAACACUUCCUAUAUUCUUGCAAGGUCAUUGAGCCCUCGAAACUACCACCCAUCUUACCAUGAGUAAGCUUGUAGUGGAAGUACAUGAUGCCUAUGAUCUCAUACCCAAAGAUGGUCAGGGUUCUGCAAGUCCAUUUGUAGAAGUAGAAUUUGAUGAGCAACGUCAAAGGACUCAAACCAAGCACAAGGAUCUUAAUCCUUCUUGGAAUCAAAAGCUUGUUUUCAAUGUAGACAACCCCAGGGAUCUUCCAAACAAGAUCAUUGAUGUGACUGUGUACAAUGAUAGAAAAGGCAGUCAUGGUCACCGUAAGAAUUUUCUUGGUCGGGUCAGGAUUUCAGGCGUUUCUGUCCCGUCGUCUGAAACUGAGACCAGUAUCCAACGCUAUCCGCUUGAUAAACUUGGCCUUUUUUCUCAUGUCAAAGGUGAUAUUGCAUUGAAACUUUAUGCAGUGCAUGAUGGUGCUUCACAUCACGCAGAGCCAGUACGUCCUACUCCUACAAGCAUUCCUGAAAAUGAAGAGAAAUCCCCGUUUCAAGAAACCCAAUUCCAGGAAACUCCAUUUCAGGAAAUCAACACCAAUAAUUUUGAUGAAGAGAUCAAGGCAGAAGAGAAGAAGAAGAAAAAGAAAAAGAAAGAGCAAGAAGUGAGGACCUUUCACUCUAUAGGGACUGGAACUGGGGGUCCUCCUCCGGCUGCUCCGACUCCAAUGUCUGCUGGGAUAGGAUUCGCAGCAAUGAAGGAAAAGACACCGAUGGUGGAGACUAGAGCAGAUUUUGCCAAAGCAGCACCGCCGAGCGUAAUGCAUAUGCAGUUGCCAAGGCAGAAUCCUGAGUUCCUGUUGGUGGAAACCAGUCCGCCUUUGGCAGCGCGUUUGCGAUACAGAGGAGGUGACAAGACUUCAAGCACUUAUGAUUUGGUGGAGCAGAUGCGUUACUUGUAUGUAAAUGUGGUUAAGGCAAAGGAUCUCCCUGUUAUGGAUAUUUCAGGAAGCCUCGACCCUUAUGUGGAAGUGAAGCUUGGGAACUACAAAGGCCAGACCAAACACUUGGAGAAGAAUCAAAACCCGGUAUGGAACCAAAUCUUUGCUUUCUCAAAGGAAAGGCUGCAAUCAAAUCUGCUUGAAGUAAUCGUGAAAGAUAAGGAUUUUGGCAAGGAUGAUUUUGUUGGGAAAGUUGUUUUUGAUGUAUCAGAAAUACCUCUUCGAGUUCCACCAGAUAGUCCAUUGGCUCCUCAAUGGUACAAAUUGGCGGACAAAAAAGGGGACAAGGUUAAAGGGGAAAUCAUGCUGGCCGUGUGGAUGGGAACACAAGCUGAUGAGUCAUUUCCUGAGGCAUGGCACUCUGAUGCACACAGCGUUAGCCACUCUAACCUGGCUAAUACGCGAUCAAAGGUUUAUUUCUCCCCCAAGCUGUACUACCUUAGAAUUCAUGUCAUGGAAGCUCAAGACCUCGUCCCACAUGACAAAGGCCGACUCCCUGAUCCAUUUGUAAAGGUAGUGGUUGGUAAGCAGGUUAGACUUACAAAGCCAGUACAGCGAACUGUAAAUCCAGUUUGGGAUGACCAGCUUAUGUUUGUUGUCUCUGAGCCUUUUGAGGAUUACAUAGAUAUACUUGUUGUCUCUGGCAAGGAUGAGAUUCUGGGGAGGGCGGUGAUUCCACUUAGAGAUGUGCCUCAAAGAUUUGAAACUAGUAAGCCUCCUGAUCCCCGCUGGCUUAGUCUGCACAAGCCUUCAUUGGCAGAAGCGGAGGGUGAAAAAAGGAAAGAAAAAUUCUCAAGCAGGAUCCUCUUACGAUUUUUUCUGGAGUCAGGGUACCAUGUUCUUGAUGAGUCCACACAUUUCAGCAGUGAUCUCCAGCCAUCAUCGAAGCACCUUAGGAAGCAAAACAUUGGAAUUCUGGAACUUGGGAUUUUGAGUGCAAAGAAUUUACUGCCUAUGAAGAUUAAGGAAGGUAAGAUGACAGACGCAUAUUGUGUGGCUAAGUAUGGGAACAAAUGGGUUAGAACUAGAACUCUUCUUGAUAAUCUGUCUCCUAGAUGGAACGAGCAGUAUACUUGGGACGUUUAUGACCCGUGUACUGUAAUCACCAUUGGAGUGUUUGACAAUUCCCACGCCAAUGGAAGCAAAGAUGAUGCAAGGGAUGAGAGGAUUGGGAAGGUGAGAAUCCGGCUGUCAACACUUGAAACUGAUCGCGUAUAUACUCAUUACUACCCUUUGUUGGUUCUCACACCUUCUGGUUUGAAGAAACAUGGGGAACUUCAACUGGCAUUGAGGUUCACUUGCACAGCGUGGGUUAACAUGGUGGCUCAAUAUGGGAGGCCAUUGCUUCCCAAGAUGCACUACGUGCAUCCUAUACCAGUCAGGCACAUUGACUGGCUACGCUACCAAGCAAUGCACAUUGUGGCAGCAAGACUGCAAAGAGCAGAGCCUCCACUGAGGAAGGAGGUGGUUGAGUACAUGUUGGAUGUGGAUUACCAUAUGUGGAGUCUCAGAAGAAGCAAAGCAAAUUUCUACCGCAUAAUGUCAGUUCUUUCUGGGGUUACUGCUGUUUGCAAGUGGUUUAAUGAUAUCUGCUACUGGAGAAACCCAAUCACAACCUGUCUUGUGCAUGUUUUGUUCUUGAUACUUGUUUGUUACCCUGAACUGAUAUUGCCCACAAUUUUCCUCUACCUAUUUGUGAUUGGGAUAUGGAACUACCGGUUCAGAUCAAGACAUCCACCUCAUAUGGAUGCUCGGCUUUCACAAGCAGACAAUGCACAUCCAGAUGAACUGGAUGAGGAAUUUGACUCAUUUCCAACAUCCAGACCGUCAGAUAUUGUAAGAAUGAGGUAUGAUAGGCUCCGAAGUGUUGCAGGUAGGGUACAGACAGUGGUUGGAGACUUGGCAAGCCAAGGGGAAAGGGCUCAGGCAAUUCUAAGCUGGCGUGAUCCAAGAGCAACAGCAAUCUUCAUUAUCUUUUCCUUGAUCUGGGCUGUGUUCAUUUAUGUUACUCCAUUCCAAGUGGUGGCCGUUCUAUUUGGGCUCUAUUGGCUGCGCCAUCCUCGCUUCAGAAGCAAGAUGCCCUCCGUGCCUGUCAACUUCUUCAAAAGAUUACCAUCCAAGUCAGACAUGCUACUAUGAGAAGAAAACUUCUCUCAUCAGUUUUAUCAUUCGUUUAAUCAGUUUGUGAAUAAAGAUGAUUCAGUAAAUAACUCAACAGAUAUUAUAGCAGAAGAUGAGGGGAGGGAAAAGCAACUAUGCACUUUCUCCCUUGCUCCACUACCCCAUAAUAGAAUCUCACUUUUCCUGCUUUAA
Messenger RNA from Theobroma cacao (cacao), 3872 nucleotides. Its product is annotated as C2 calcium/lipid-binding plant phosphoribosyltransferase family protein. NCBI's taxonomy places the organism in Eukaryota, Viridiplantae, Streptophyta, Magnoliopsida, Malvales, Malvaceae. The record is from RefSeq and is a predicted model, not a curated record.